UUGGCUUCUCGAACCACUUCCGUUAAGAAACCGUCUUGACAAGAGAGAAGCUGACAAGGAGCUAGCUGUGUCAAGACUGCAAGUUCUUUGAAGACCGAAGAAACGUUAUAGCUAUCACAGCACACAUACAGAGGUUGCAUUCGCCUGGUAGCCACAGCCAUGGCUAGCGAGCCUGGGCUAGUGGACGAUGCCCCCACUAUGUCUCUAGGACCUCCUGCAGAAGUGGAGCAGCUUCAUGCCUACCUCCUGCGAGCAGUCCCGGUACUACUGGAAGAAGAUGUCCUACCAGACACUAAAGAUCUGGAGAAUCUUAUGAAAUCGUCUAGUGACAAACUGAAACGCUUCAUUGAGGACCCUCAAGAGAGGACACUAUUCGUUAUGAAGACAAUGGCGCCUGAGGGAGGUGAGGAUGAAACAGACGAUGAUGUCACCACGGACACACCCACUUUCAAGGCCUCGUACGAGCUCCUGCUGGGUCUCAACUAUACACCCACUCGUAGCGUGGGUGUCGGUUUCAUCAAGAGAGGUCCGACUAUUGAAGCUGAUAAAUCUGUGAGAGCUCAGCUGAGAAUCAUGAACUUCAGUGAAGACUCUCCCUUUGAGACACUCCACUCGUAUAUCAGGGACGCAGUGACUCCAUACUUCACAUCCUUCAUCACCGCUACCAAAAAGUCAACAGAGGGUGACAAGCUGGUGCCCUCGGUACAGAAGAAGAUCAAUGAGUUGGAGGUGGGACUGCUCCAUCUGCAACAGAACAUUGACAUCCCUGAGAUAACGCUGACUGUGCAUCCACACAUCAUAGCAGUUGUCAAGAAAGCAGCUGAGGAUGGCCGCAGGCCAAAGGUCGAGGACCUGGAGGAUUCAGUGUCAGACUCUUCAUUCCUCAAUGCCAUUCAGAAAGAUGUCAGCCGCUGGGUCAGAGAGAUACAGAAGGUGACCCGGUUGGAGCGUGAUGCCUCUAGUGGUACUGCCCUCCAGGAGAUCAGCUUCUGGCUCAAUCUGGAGAAUGCCCUCAACCGUAUCCACCGUAAGAGAGACAGUCCCGAGGUGGACCUGACAUUGGAGUUACUAAAGGCUGGGAAGAGGUUCCACACCACACUGAGCUUUGACUCAGACACUGGCCUGAAGGAGGUCCAGGACAAGGUGAGCAACUACAGUUCCCUCAUGAAGGACUUCCCUGUGCAUGAGCUGCAUGGUGCCAAUGAUCUGGAGUCCAUCAAAACAGCCGUGGUGCUGAUAUAUACACACAUGAGGAAGAUGAGGACCACCACCUACCCAGCACAGAGGGCCAUCCAUCUCAUUGAGGCUAUCUCACGUGAUCUCAAUGCUCAGCUGCUCAAGGUCCUUGGUACCAGGAAGCUCAUGUUGGUGACACACGAGGAGUUUGAAAAGAUCAUGGUGCUCGGGUAUCGAGUGUUCUCCACUUGGGACGAUGAGUACGACAAGUUCAGCACUCUCCUGCGUGAUGUGUCCAAGAAGAAGAGGGAAGAGACUCUCAAGUUCUCAUGGCGUGCUAACUCAGCUCACAAGAAGCUUCAGGAUAGGAUCACCAGGAUGAGAGAGUUUCGCAAACAGCAUGAGCAGCUCCAGCAAGUCAUCAUGCGUGUCCUGCGCUCUCAGUCGAGUGCCACGCCCACAGAGGGUGCAGAGCUUGAGACUGAUGACCUCUCGGCUGUGAGAGAGGUCAAACUGGCCUAUGAGAAUGUGAAGGUGGUGGACUGUCUCGACAUAUCCCCCGAGGGCAAUGCAGCCUGGGAGGCCGCCCUCAAAAGGUAUGAUGAGAGGAUAGAUCGUGUUGAGACACGCAUUGCAGCUCGCCUGAGGGACCAGCUGGGCACGGCCAAGAGUGCUAUAGAGAUGUUCCGUAUAUUCUCACGCUACAACGCUCUCCUAGUGAGGGCGCAUAUACGAGGGGCUAUCAGGGAAUACCAGACACAGCUCAUACAGAGAGUCAAGGAUGACAUAGAGAGCCUGCAUAACAAGUUCAAGAUGCAGUACAGCAAGACAUCGACGUACAAGAUCUGCACCAAGUUGGACUUUCCCCCAGUCUCUAGUGCCAUCAUCUGGGCCAGACAGAUUGAUCGUCAGCUGCAGACGUACCUCCAGCGUGUGGAGGCAGUGUUGGGGGCUGGCUGGGAGAAGCACGUCGAGGGUCAGCGUCUCAAGGAAGAUGGAGACUCGUUCAGACAAAAGCUCAACACCCAACCUCUCUUUGAUGACUGGAGGAAGAAGGUGGAGGCUCGUCAACAGGUCGUGUCUGGUCGUAUCUUCAACAUAGUGAGUCAGCGCACACGCAACGGAACCAUCCUCCGCCUACAAGUGAACUUUGCACCCGAGAGCAUCACACUAGCCAAAGAGGUACGUAACCUCAAGUGGCUAGGGUUCAGAGUUCCCUUUGCCAUCGUGAACCAGGCUAACCAGGCCAACCAGUUGUACCCUCACGCCGUCUCACUCAUGGAGAGCAUUAGAACCUACGAACUCACCUGUCAGAAGAUUGACGCCCACCAGGGUAUCUCUAAGCUUGUAGCCUCGCUCAAGUGUGACGUACAGGAGCAGAUACGCGAGGGCUGUGGUGUUGCAUGGGACUCGUACAAACUGGAGAACUUUGUUCAGAAAUUCUCAGAGUGCAUAUUCAACUUCCAAGAGAGAGUUGACGACGUGUUGUCCUAUACUGACAGCAUUGAUGACUUAGUGUGCUCCCUGGAGAUGUGUGAGUACAAGACAGGACUGUUCAAGGAUGUGCUGGAGAAGGUGCAGAAGCUCGUGGAUGAUCUCAACCUCCGCUCUUACUCCAACCUCGUGGCCUGGGUGGGCCAUCUCGACGGGAAGAUAGAGGAGCGCCUCAUCAAGCGUCUCCACUUGUCCAUCACUGCGUGGACUGAGUGCUUGUGUGGAGUCUCGUCAGAAGGGGGCGGGGUCGACACCUCUAUGGACACCACACCCUCCAACACCCCCAUCACUGUCAAACUAGGGGGCACUCCACAACUUGAGACUGUUCGGAACGAGCUACACAUCACUAAUCAGGUGAUGCAUCUGAGACCCCCCACAGAGAUGACACGAGUGAAACUAGUCGCUCAGUUGCAUGAGUGGGUGGCUACUGUCACCGCGUUGCCACGGCUACAGAGCACACGAUAUCAGGUUGGUCUGGAUGAGGUCAGCCCGACUGAAGCCACUUAUCGCUCUCUACUGGGCAAGCUGAUGAAGGAUGACUCCGGUCCACUGGUCCAGGCCUAUGCUGCCAUAGAGGGCCUCGUGGGGGAGGUAGACAUCUACGUUAAGGAGUGGCUUCAGUACCAGAGUCUGUGGGACAUGGAACCUGGCAAUAUCUACAGCAGACUGGAGUCAGACAUUUCAAAGUGGCAGAAGCUGCUCAUGGAUGUCAAGAAGUCUCGUAAGACCAUUGACACGACUGACACACUACGCUCCUUUGGACCAGUUGAGAUACACUAUGGUAAAGUACAGCAGAAGGUCACUCUCAAGUAUGACAGCUGGCAUAGGGAGAUCCUGUCACGCUUUGGUGCUCUCCUCGGAGAGAAUAUGACCGACUUCCACUCUAACGUCACCAAGAGUCGUACAGAGCUUGAGAACCACUCAGUGGAUGCGUCCACCACCUCCGAGGCUGUCAGCUUCAUCACACUGCUGCAAGAGCUCAAGAGGAAAGUCCGCAGCUGGGAGGAGAAUGUCGAGGUGUUCAGAGCUGGGGAGAAGAUACUGGACCGCCAGAGGUACCAGUUCCCGCCCACGUGGAUCUAUGUGGAUAAUGUGGAGGGCGAGUGGGGGGCCUUCAAUGAGAUACUGCGUCGGAAGGACUCGUCCAUGCAGACACAGAUCGGCACACUACAGAUGAAGAUUGUCACUGAAGACAAAGCAGUCGAGGCCAAAACACAAGAGCUACUGGCCGAGUGGGAGAAGGGGAAACCUGUGCAGGGUGACCUUCGACCUGACGAUGCUGCCAGCACUCUCACUAUCUUUGAGGGCAAGUUCACACGUUUGAAGGAAGACAGGGACAAUCUCAUCAAAGCCAAGGAAGCCCUGGAACUAGCCGACCCUGGCCUGGUCAGUGGCGGGGAUGACCGUGUCAUCGUCGCACUUGAGGAGCUACAAGACCUCAAGGGAGUCUGGGUGGAGCUGGAGAAGAUCUGGACCAAGAUAGAAGAGUUGAAGGAGCGGCCGUGGUUGUCAGUGGCCCCUCGGAAGGUUCGGCAGACCUUGGACGCCCUCUUGCAGCAGCUCAAGACUUUCCCAUCACGACUCAAACAGUACGCAUCAUUCGAAUAUGUGCAGAGCAAGCUCAAGAGUUACACCAAGGUGAACGUGUUGGUGACAGAACUCAAGUCUGAGGCCUUGAAGGACCGUCACUGGAAACAACUUAUGAAGAAGCUCAGAGUGUCCUGGCAACUGCAUGACCUCACACUGGGGCAGGUGUGGGUAGUGGACCUGCAGAGGAAUGAGAUGAUAGUGAGGGACAUCAUCCUGGUAGCUCAGGGAGAGAUGGCACUAGAGGAGUUCCUGAAAAUGGUUCGAGACUCAUGGCAAAACUAUGAGCUAGAACUCAUCAACUACCAGAACAAGUGCAAGAUCAUUCGAGGCUGGGACGACUUAUUCACUAAGGUCAAGGAGCACAUCAACUCAGUCACAGCUAUGAAGCUCUCCCCCUACUACAAGGUGUUUGAGGAUGAUGCUCUAUCCUGGGAGGACCGGCUCAACAGGAUCAACGCGUUGUUUGAUGUCUGGAUCGAUGUCCAGCGCAGAUGGGUCUAUCUAGAGGGGAUAUUCACGGGCUCUGCUGACAUCAAACAUCUGCUUCCAAACGAAUCACAGCGGUUUCAAAGCAUAAGCUCCGAGUUCCUGGGGCUCAUGCGUAAAGUAACCAAGUCCCCCCUAGUGAUGGACGUGCUCAAUAUCCCAGGGGUACAGAAGAGUCUUGAGCGGUUGGCAGAUCUGUUGGGCAAGAUACAGAAAGCUCUCGGAGAAUAUCUUGAGAGAGAGAGAGCUUCGUUUCCACGAUUCUAUUUCGUUGGAGACGAAGACCUGUUGGAAAUCAUUGGUAACAGCAAAAAUGUCCCCAAGCUGCAAAAACACUUCAAAAAAAUGUUUGCCGGCGUCUCCUCUUUAGUACUCUCCGAAGACGAAACUCUUGUAUUAGGAAUCAGCUCCCGAGAGGGGGAGCAGGUAAUGUUCAAAGAGCCAGUCAAUAUCGUAAAGAACCCUAAGAUCAAUCAGUGGCUAAUGAUGGUGGAAAAAGCCAUGAGAAUGAACUUGGCCACUCUGCUGUCACAAGCAGUAGACGGUAUCUCACACUUCAACACAGACAACAUCAAUCCAGCUCAGUACAUGUCUUGGGUGGACAGCUACCAGGCACAGCUCGUCGUACUAGCCAAUCAGAUCGCUUGGUCAUCUUCUGUGGAGGAGGUGCUCCAGGGGGGUCGGCCAGUGGAGGGGGUACUGAAAGUUGUUCAGUGCACACUCACUGUCCUGGCCGACUCCGUCUUGCAGGAACAACCACCAGUAAGGAGGAAGAAGCUGGAGCACCUCAUCACUGAACUUGUCCACCAGAGAGACACUACCCGCAUGCUCAUCAACAAUGGUGUGACAGAUCCACGCCGCUUUGAGUGGCUCUCUCAGAUGCGUUUCUAUUUCGAUCCUAAGAACACGGACGUGUUGCAGCAACUCUCCAUCCACAUGGCCAACGCACGAUUUAAUUAUGGAUUUGAGUAUCUGGGGGUACAGGACAAACUUGUCCAAACCCCCCUGACAGACCGUUGCUACCUCACGAUGACACAAGCCCUGGAGGAGAGGCUUGGGGGGUCACCGUUUGGCCCGGCCGGCACUGGCAAGACUGAGUCAGUCAAGGCGCUGGGCCACCAGCUUGGACGAUUUGUACUCGUCUUCAACUGCGAUGAAACAUUCGACUUUCAGGCCAUGGGUCGUAUUUUCGUCGGUCUGUGCCAAGUUGGGGCGUGGGGUUGCUUCGAUGAGUUUAACAGGCUGGAGGAGAGGAUGCUGUCUGCUGUAUCUCAGCAGAUCCAGAUGAUCCAAGAGGCUCUCAAAGAGCACGGACACCAGGCCCAAGAGACGCUUGGUUCGGGCAGCAAGCCAAUCAUUGUUGAGCUAGUUGGGAAGAGCGUCAAGAUCAACCAGGACAUGGCCAUCUUCAUCACGAUGAACCCUGGAUAUGCUGGCCGCUCCAACCUGCCAGAUAAUCUCAAGCAGUUGUUCAGAAGUCUGGCUAUGACAAAGCCUGAUCGCCAGUUGAUUGCUCAGGUGAUGCUCUACUCACAGGGCUUUAGGACUGCCGAGAUCCUGGCAUCAAAGAUAGUACCCUUCUUCAAACUGUGUGAUGAGCAACUGUCCAAUCAGUCUCACUACGACUUCGGGCUCCGAGCUCUGAAGAGUGUUCUAGUCAGUGCAGGCAAUGUCAAGAGGGAUUGUAUCAAGAGGAUUAAGGCUGAGCUGACACAGAAGCAGGAGGUCAUUGAUGAGGGCAGCAUCGCAGAGAAACUACCCGAGCAGGAGAUCCUGAUCCAGUCAGUGUGUGAGACCAUGGUACCCAAGCUAGUAGCUGAGGAUAUCCCGUUGCUGCACAGCCUGUUAUCAGAUGUGUUCCCUGGUGUGCGCUACACGCGAGCAGAGAUGGAUCCACUCAGGAGAGAGAUCACCAAGGUCUGCGAUGAACUGCAGCUAGUCUCUGGAGAGGCAGGCUCUCAGUGGGUGGAGAAGGUUCUCCAACUCUACCAGAUCACCCAGUUGCAUCAUGGCUUGAUGAUGGUCGGGCCCAGUGGUAGUGGAAAGUCCACAGCUUGGAAGGUGCUACUGAAGGCUCUUGAGAGGCUGGAGGGAGUAGAGGGGGUGGCACACGUCAUUGACCCCAAGGCCAUAUCCAAGGAAGACUUGUAUGGUGUCCUAGACCCUAACACUAGAGAAUGGACUGACGGACUGUUUACUCAUAUACUCAGGAAAAUCAUUGACAAUGUUCGUGGGGAGAUCAACAAGCGUCAGUGGAUUGUGUUUGAUGGUGACGUUGACCCUGAGUGGGUGGAGAAUCUGAACUCUGUCCUGGACGACAACAAGCUGCUCACACUACCCAAUGGAGAGAGACUCAGUCUACCACCAAACAUUCGUGUGAUGUUUGAGGUACAGGAUCUGCGCUAUGCUACCUUGGCAACGGUGUCACGUUGUGGCAUGGUGUGGUUCAGUGAAGAUGUUCUCUCCCUGGAUAUGGUAUUUGAGAACUUCUUGUCACGCCUCCGUAACAUCUCAUGUGAGGAGGGGGAGGAGUCUCGGAUAGGGGGCGGGGCCAAGAACGAAGACGUCUCUCCUACACUACAGGUCCAGCGUGAUUGUGCAGACCUGCUGGCACCGCACUUUAGCUCGGACGGGCUAGUUGUGAGGGCACUGGCGUAUGCCAGCAAGCUGGAUCACAUCAUGGACUUUACUAGACUCAGAGCUCUCAACUCUCUGUUCUCAAUGCUCAACCAACUCGUGAGGAACGUCCUCAACUAUAAUCAGUCACAUCCGGACUUCCCUAUGGCCUUUGAUCAGCUAGAACAGUAUGUUCCUCGCUAUUUGGUUUACUCUCUCCUCUGGUCAUUCUCUGGUGAUGCCAAGAUAAAGAGCCGGGUUGAGAUGGGGGAGUUCAUCAGGGGAGUAACCACCAUCCCCCUCCCUGGGUCCAGCACUCCUAUCAUAGACUAUGAGGUCACCAUACAGGGGGAGUGGUCACAAUGGUUGAACAAGGUGCCAAAGAUUGAAGUGGAGACUCACAACGUUGGAUCACCAGAUAUAGUAGUGCCAACCCUAGAUACUGUACGCCACGAGACCUUACUGUACACAUGGUUGGCUGAGCACAAGCCCAUGGUCUUAUGUGGACCACCUGGCUCUGGGAAAACUAUGACUUUAUUCUCUGCUCUCAGGGCGCUACCAGAUAUGGAGGUGGUUGGACUGAACUUCUCUAGUGCUACAACACCAGAACUGUUACUAAAAACUUUCGAUCAUUACUGUGAGUACAGAAGAACCCCCAAUGGUGUUGUCAUGGCACCCAUCCAGCUCGGCAAAUGGGUUGUGCUCUUCUGUGAUGAAAUUAACCUGCCAGAUACUGACAAAUACGGUACCCAGAGAGUGAUAUCUUUCUUGCGGCAGAUAGUGGAGCACGGUGGGUUCUAUAGAACCUCCGAUCAGACGUGGAUCCACUUGGAGAGGAUCCAGUUUGUGGGGGCGUGUAAUCCGCCCACAGAUCCAGGCAGAAAACCGCUCACUCAUCGAUUCCUUCGCCACGUACCUGUCAUCUAUGUUGACUACCCGGCUGCUGCUUCCCUCCGCCAGAUCUACGGCACCUUCAACAGAGCCAUGCUGCGACUGGUGCCUAACCUGAGAGCCUACGCCGACCCGCUGACCGAGGCUAUGGUUGAGUUCUACACCAUGUCUCAAGAGCGGUUCACACAGGACAUGCAGCCUCACUACAUCUACAGCCCCAGAGAGAUGACACGCUGGGUGAGAGGUGUGUACGAGGCCCUCAAGCCAUUGGAGACCCUCCCAGUGGAGGGGCUGGUCAGGAUAUGGGCACACGAGGCACUGCGUCUGUUCCAGGAUCGUCUGGUGUAUGAUGAGGAGAGGAUGUGGACUGAUGAGAAUGUGAACAUGGUGGCUGUCAAGCACUUCCCUAAUGUGGACUCCAAGACGGCCCUCGCCAGACCAAUUCUGUACAGUAACUGGCUGUCUAAGGACUACCUGCCAGUGGAACAAGAGGAGCUGCGUAGCUACGUGCAAGCGCGUCUCAAGGUCUUCUAUGAGGAGGAGUUGGACGUCCCCCUGGUCUUGUUCAAUGAAGUCUUAGAUCAUGUGCUCCGAAUUGACAGAAUAUUUAAGCAGAAACAGGGUCAUCUGCUACUGAUAGGUGUGAGUGGAGCUGGGAAGACCACCCUCUCCCGCUUUGUGGCGUGGAUCAAUGGCCUCUCGCUAUACCAGAUCAAGGUACAUCGCAGGUACACGGCCGCUGACUUCGACGAUGACCUCCGCGCUGUACUCCGUCGCUCUGGCUGUAAGGAUGAGAAGAUCGUGUUCAUUUUGGAUGAGUCUAACAUCCUGGACUCUGGUUUCCUGGAGAGGAUGAACACCUUGCUAGCCAAUGGAGAGGUACCUGGUCUGUUUGAAGGUGAUGACUUCACUACACUCAUGACGCAGUGUAAGGAGGGCUCACAAAGGGAGGGGCUUAUGCUUGACUCCACUGAGGAACUCUACAAGUGGUUCACCCAGAAGGUGAUGCGUAACCUCCAUGUGGUGUUCACCAUGAACCCUUCCUCUGAGGGACUCAAGGACAGAGCAGCCACAUCACCAGCUCUCUUCAAUAGGUGUGUGCUGAACUGGUUUGGUGAUUGGUCAAUGGGAGCACUGUAUCAGGUUGGGCUCGAGUUCACCAACAAAGUAGACCUCGAUAAAUCAGAUUACAUUUGCCCUGAGGUGUUCCCCUCAGUGUACCAAGACCUGGCCCCAACACCCACACACAGACAAGCCAUCAUCAAUGCCUUUGUGUAUGUCCACCAAACUCUACACCAGGCCAACUCUCGACUGAGUAAGAGGGGUGCUAGCACCAUGGCCCUCACACCUAGGCAUUACCUAGACUUCAUCAACCAUUACGUGAAGCUGUACAACGAGAAGCGCAGUGAUCUAGAAGAGCAACAGCUCCAUCUCAAUGUUGGACUAGCUAAAAUCCGUGAGACAGUUGACCAGGUGGAGGAGCUCCAGUCAUCGCUCUCCAUCAAGAAGAAUGAACUGGAACAGAAGAAUGCUCUGGCCAACCAAAAACUCAAGCAAAUGGUGAAGGACCAACAAGAAGCUGAGAAGAGAAAGGUAACGUCUCAAGAGAUCCAGGAGCAGCUUAGAAAUCAAACGAUUCACGUGACAGCUAAGAGGGAGGUGGUCCUGGGGGACUUGGCCAAGGUGGAGCCAGCUGUCAAGGAGGCCCAGAGUGCUGUACAAUCGAUAAAAAAACAGCAACUUGUGGAGAUCCGAGCACUCCAACAUCCUCCUAAGAUGGUGAAGAUGGCCCUCGAGAGUAUUUGCAUGCUCUUGGGGGAACCAUCUAAAGACUGGAAGGCCAUCCGUCAAAUCAUUAUCAGAGAUAACUUCAUUGCUUCCAUCAUAAACUUUAACACUGAGAUGAUCACGGAGGAUAUACGACAAGCUUUGGAUCGAGAGUUCUUAUCUGACCCUAACUACAACUAUGAGGGUGUCAACAGAGCCAGCAAAGCUUGUGGCCCCCUUGUCAAGUGGGCCAUAGCUCAGCUUGGCUACGCUGAGAUGCUCAACAAAGUAGACCCACUGAGGCAGGAGUUGCGCACAUUGGAGGAGAGCGCCGAAACUACACGUAUCAAGGGCGAGGAGAUUGAAAAGAUCGUGGUAGACCUCGAGAGGAGCAUCAACAUGUACAAGGAAGAGUACGCCAUCCUCAUCAGUGAGGCCAACGCUAUCAAGAAUGAUCUAGCCACUGUGGAGGCUAAGGUUGAGCGCAGCAAGGCCUUGUUAGGCAGUCUAGGGGAUGAGAGGGAGAGAUGGGACGCUGGGAGUGAGACGUUCAAGAGUCAAAUGGCCACCAUCAGUGGAGAUGUACUGCUAACCUCGGCCUUCAUGGCAUACGCUGGGUACUUUGAUCAGGCCUUCCGUCAGUCUCUGUUCUCAUCAUGGAUGAAUCAUCUGGGUCAGGCUAACAUCGCAUACAGACAAGACCUCGCCAGAGUGGAGUAUUUAUCGAAUGCUGACGAUCGUCUCAAGUGGCAGUCCAACUCGUUGCCUAGUGAUGACCUGUGUGUGGAGAAUGCUAUCAUGAUCCAGCGCUUCAAUCGCUACCCUCUCAUCAUUGACCCCUCAGGGCAGGCCACAGAGUUCAUUAUGAACGAAUACAAAGACAGGAAGAUCUCAAAGACUAGUUUCUUGGACGACUCAUUUCGUAAGAAUCUUGAAAGUGCUCUGAGAUUCGGCAACCCUCUUCUGGUUCAGGAUGUUGAGAGUUAUGACCCUAUAUUGAACCCUGUGCUCAACCGUGAGGUCCGUAAGACAGGUGGGCGUGUGCUUAUCACCCUGGGAGACCAGGACAUUGACCUGUCACCAUCCUUCACCAUCUUCCUCUCCACUAGGGACCCCUCUGUUGAGUUCCCUCCGGACCUGUGCUCUCGAGUAACCUUUGUGAACUUUACCGUGACCCGAGGCUCCCUCCAGACACAGUGCCUCAAUCAAGUGCUCAAGGCAGAGAGACCAGAUGUGGACAAGAAAAGAUCUGACCUCCUCAAGCUCCAGGGAGAGUUCUUAUUGAGACUACGUCAUCUUGAGCAGUCUCUCCUCCAGGCACUAAACGAGGUUAAAGGUCGUAUCCUCGACGAUGAUAGGAUUAUUGGUCAGUUGGAGACCCUAAAGAAGGAGGCGGCUGAGGUCCAGCGCAAGGUUGAUGAGACUGACAUUGUGAUGGGAGAGGUGGAGACUGUGUCCCAACAAUACAUGCCUCUGUCAUCAGCCUGCUCCUCGAUAUACUUCACACUGGAGUCUCUACACCAGGUUCACUUCUUAUACCAAUAUUCUCUCAAGUUCUUCUUGGAGAUAUUCCAAGUCGUUCUCACAGCCAACCCUCACCUCAAGGGAUUGUCUGACCACACAAAGAGACUGCACCACAUAACCUAUGACAUGUUCCAGACUGUGUUCAACCGAGUGUCUCGAGGAAUGCUACAUGAUGACAGGAUAGUACUGUCCGUCCUUCUCUGUAGGAUCUAUCUCAAGGGCAUGUCAGAAGAGGAUGACUACGUGAGUGAAUUUGACUAUUUCCUGCGAGGGAAAGAGUCGAUGAGAUUGGACACUAGGGUCACUCCAAUCACUGGCCUGGAUAAGACCCAGUUGUUGAGCAUGCAGCACUUGUCGAAGCAACUGAGAGCCUUCGCUAACCUUCCUAACUAUGUGUCAGGUAACCCAGAGUUCCUGGACUGGUUGGACUGCUCUAAUCCUGAGCUGUCUGUGCCAGAGUGCUGGGAGACUGACAGAGACCUGUCUCCUAUUGGUCGUGCUGUGUAUCGGAUGCUGGUGAUACAAGCCUUCAGGGCAGACAGGCUGUUAGCUAUAGCUUCACAUCUGGUCAUAGCUGUGUUUGGAGAGGUCUUCCAACAGCACUCAGAGCAGGAGAUGGACCUGGCCAACAUCGUGGCUACAGAGGUGAAGUCUAACACGCCCAUCCUCCUGUGCUCUGUGACUGGAUAUGAUGCUAGUGGACGAGUGGAUGAUCUCGCUACUCAACAGAGCAAGCAGUGUACAUCCAUCGCCAUUGGAUCUGCGGAGGGCUUCAACCUGGCUGAAAAGGCCAUCAACAGUGCUUCAAAGACAGGUCGCUGGGUACUCUUGAAGAAUGUUCAUCUGGCUCCACAAUGGCUGGUGCAGCUGGAGAAAAAGCUCCACUCUCUGACUCCCCACGCUAGCUUCAGGCUGUUCCUAACAAUGGAGAUUAACCCUAAGGUUCCAGUCAACCUACUGAGAGCAUCGCGUAUCUUCACCUUUGAACCCCCACCUGGUGUGAAGGCUAACCUAGUGCGCACCUUCAGUACAGUGCCUGCCCCUCGCAUGUGCAGGGAGCCACACGAGAGAGCAAGACUCUACUUCCUCCUGGCUUGGUUUCAUGCCACCAUUCAAGAGAGACUCCGCUAUGCUCCACUAGGCUGGACUAAGAAGUAUGAGUUCAAUGAGAGUGACCUCCGCAUGGCCUGUGAUACACUAGACACAUGGCUGGAUAGCGUGGCACAGGGUCGUACCAACUUGUCCCCGGACAAGGUACCCUGGAGUGCACUCCGAACCCUCCUCUCUCAGUGUAUCUACGGAGGCCGUAUAGACAAUGAGUUCGAUCAGAGACUUAUUGACUCAUUUGUGAAUCGUCUGUUCACUGUCAAGAGCUUUGAGUCAGAGUUUGCUCUCAUGGGUGACAUUGAUGGGAAGAAGGGCAAGUCCAUCAACAUGCCUGAUGGAAUAAGACGUGAGCAGUACAUACAGUGGGUGGAGUCACUGCCAGACUCUCAGACCCCCUCAUGGUUAGGACUACCCAACAACGCAGAGAAGGUCUUACUCACCAACAAAGGUACUGCUAUGAUUGUUCGACUGCUCAAGAUGCAAGGAUUGGAGGACGAUGAUGAUAUCACCUCAUCAGUGCCAGGGGCGUCCCCAUUAGCCAAGACCCCCAGUGGAGGGCAAGUGUUUGGUGACGGACGGCCUGCUUGGAUGCGCACACUCCACACAACUGCCACUGAGUGGCUAGUCACCAUUCCAGAGUCCAUGGCCACACUGAAGAGGACUGCUGAGAAUAUAAAGGAUCCACUCUUCAGGUUCUUCGAGCGUGAGGUCAACAGUGGGUCACGCCUACUCACCACUGUAAGGAAUGAUCUCGAUGACAUCAUCAGUGUGUGCGAGGCUCGUAAGAAACAGACCAACUACCUCCGCUCAGUCAUCAGUGACCUCACUAAAGGGAUAAUCCCUGGCAGCUGGAGGAGGUACACGGUUCCUGCUAGCCUAACUGUUCUUCAAUGGGUGACUGAUUUCAGUGAGCGCAUUAAGCAGCUUAGAGAUAUCUCCAAACAAGCCGGCUCUCAGGGCUCCAAGAUAUUCAAGUCUCUCCACAUCUGGCUGGGUGGCUUGUUCACCCCGGAGGCCUACAUCACUGCCACUAGGCAAUAUGUGGCGCAGGCCAACAACUGGUCACUGGAGGAGCUCUACCUAGAUGUGGUGGUUGGGUUCAAGGGUCAGUUGGAUGCGUGUGGCUUUGGUGUGACUGGAGUGAAGUUACAGGGAGCGCAGUGCACGACUAACAAGCUCUCCCUGGCGGCUACUAUCCUCAAUGAUCUCCCCCUGACAGCACUGCAGUGGGUUAGAGUGGAUCCAUCAAAGAUGUCCGCUAUGGCCAAGGGAAAGGUGACACUACCGGUGUAUUUGAACAGUACAAGAGCGGAGCUACUCUUUACGUUAGACUUUCAAGCGGAGGAUAUGACCCCCAGUGGGGGUCAUCAUUACUACGAAAGAGGCGUGGCUCUACUAUGCUCCACCCUCUAGCGAUGAACUCUAUACUAUACUAGCUAGUAGUUGAAUGAACUCUAUAUUCUUGUUUAUAGUUAUUUACUUUAUAGACAACUGUACAUAGUGGUUAUUAUGUCAUUAGUGGUUAUGUCAUUGCGUAGAUCAUUUGUACAGUACAAGUGGUCAUGAAUCAUAAUGGUGAAGAGUUAUUUCAUUGAA
Molecule: messenger RNA, 14247 nt
Organism: Halichondria panicea
Lineage: Eukaryota; Metazoa; Porifera; Demospongiae; Suberitida; Halichondriidae
Product: cytoplasmic dynein 1 heavy chain 1-like
Exons: 81
Coding region: 160-14064 (4634 amino acids)
Biological process (GO): retrograde axonal transport; nuclear migration; mitotic spindle organization
Cellular component (GO): cell cortex; cytoplasmic dynein complex; cytoplasmic microtubule
Molecular function (GO): ATP hydrolysis activity; dynein light intermediate chain binding; ATP binding
Source: RefSeq, a predicted model, not a curated record